Messenger RNA from Colletotrichum phormii, 2199 nucleotides. RefSeq lists its product as uncharacterized. The transcript is spliced from 3 exons. The record is from RefSeq and is a predicted model, not a curated record. The coding region runs from base 1 to 2199 and encodes 732 amino acids. NCBI's taxonomy places the organism in Eukaryota, Fungi, Ascomycota, Sordariomycetes, Glomerellales, Glomerellaceae.
AUGGCCCACCCAGGCAGCGCGAGCUCUGGCUCUGGACGCGGAGGCGUUUGUCUCGCCGAACAUUCGCCUCAGUUUGCGGCGACUCGCGAAUCCUUCCGAAACACUCCCAGCUCGUCUUCUGAUAGCACCAUUCGCGAUGCCCAAUCACCUUCAGAUGUCUUUGCGGCCGAUCUUUCUAACCAAAAUUCGCAGCCCAAUCACAGGAACUACCAGCUGCCCCAGCCACCGAAGCUCCAGCCGACGAACCUCAAUUCCGCCAGGAGUCAGGAUCAGGGAAACAAUCAGAACCCAAAUCGUGCUGUCAGUCGGAAUCCUUCCCAUUUCUCAACAGGAAAGGCUUCUUUUCCCUCUGAGAGAACGGCAUUUGCAACUCCAACUGGUCGUUCUGCCGUACAGCCGAACGCCUUGGGACAUCGAUCUGGCCCGUUGCCGUCUGCUACAUCUAUCCGUGACUUCGGAAUUACCACCAACGUCAAGACUCCUGGCCAUCAUACUCCGGGCUCCUUGAACAACGACACUCGACGAAUCCAACAGGUUCCUGCCCCUAUCGAGGACAAAACGAAGCUCAAGCCAAAACUUGAACUCGUAAAGACGAACGAGAUUAUCGCAAAGAUGGCUACUCACUGUCAGAUUGACGGACCUUUGGCUGGCCCUCUCCGGGAGAGUCGCCGCUCCGAGCUGGCCAGAGACCAUCCUGCUUGGAUUCCCGCUCGGCAAGUUCAAGCCGGAAUUAUGACUACCCAGCAGGCGAUCCGCCGCACUCCUGGUAUUCCGGCCAACAUUGCCAACGACCUUUGCGAUGGCCUUCAGGUAUACUCGCAAAAGGUUAAUGACAUUCUCCGCCAGGCUGUCAAUGAGGUCGCGGACAUCAGAAUCGAUCUCGAGUACAACGACAAGGUUCUUUGCUCCAACAAAUUGGAGGCCAGUAUCAUUUCCGAGGAGCGUGAGCAGCUCAAGCGUGAUGUUGCCGAGGUUCACCGCAAGUACGAGGAGUUGGAGGAUCGUCUCGCGCGCUACCACGUCGAGCAGGAGAACCACAAGAACACGGUUCUCGAGUUCUUGGCCCGCCUCGAUCCUCGCAACAACGAGGAAGAUGAAGAUAGAGAGCAGGUUGUGACUGAGUUGCUUCAGACUCUUAAGGACUUCAUGGACCGCCCCAGCUCCCGCUGGAUGCACGGAGAGCGUGAGAACUCUUCCAAGGCUAUUGCCAUUCUCAGUACCGAGAGCAUCGCCGCGCUUGAGAAAGAAAAUCAGCCCCAGUCGGCUAAGCGGCUCCAGCGAUCUCAAGAUGCACGUCUUGCUCGUGGUUCUGAAUCUCAUGAGAUGGUCCCCACCUUGGACAAUGCUAUGCAGCCGUUCCACUACCAGCAGAACAUGGUGGGCUUUCCACCUGCCCAGAAUGGCCCUCCCACUUCAUUCCCGGGCAUGUAUGGCCCUGGUCGUCGCUCUGGGUCAUCCGCGGGCUGGACACGCGCAUCUAGCGGCGCCCAUACUCAGCAUGCCGGUUCUUACCCGCGAACCCGGGACAUUCAGAGCGGUUUCAGCGGCGGAUUCCAGCAGCCCAACGGCUUUGCGGGUCCCAGCAACCACCGAGGCCAGUUCGACGUGCCGUCUCGCCCUGGCACUGCCAUGGGCCACCGCAACUCGUUCCGUCCUAAUGCUCCUGAGUUCCACCCAGGCAUGUACGGCAACGCGGACAACAGUGGCUUCCAUAACGAUCCGUCUUACAACAUCAGUUACGGUCUAGGAUCCAAUGCUGGCUCUCGCCAUAACUUCAACGGAGGCAGCACCCCUUUCCGCAGCCCGACCCCUCGUUCCGCUGCUCACUACAGCAACUUUGAAGGACCUGGUGGUGGCUUUAGUCGCCCGUCUCCUCUAGUUCCUUCGGGUCGUCAAGGCUCACAUGGUUCCCAGUACGGUAUGGGCUCGAACCACAUGGGAUACAACAAUGACUACUCGAUGGUUCCGCAGCGCACUCGUAGCCACGGCCCCAACUCGUCCGGUAACAGCCACCAUACGGCUAACAUCCGUCAACAAGGAGCUUUCAGUCCCGGUCCAUUUGGCCAGGGUGGUAAUGGCCCUAGCCAUGCAGUCACCAGUCCCUUAGCUCCCGGCAACGGCUUUGGCGAGGACGAGGGCGGUGACAAUGAACGCUACGCUCGUGCUCUUGAGGGCGUUUGGGGUCUUGCGCGGGGCUAG